This is a messenger RNA of Caenorhabditis angaria, 1368 nucleotides long. The record is from the annotation of a GenBank genome assembly. NCBI's taxonomy places the organism in Eukaryota, Metazoa, Nematoda, Chromadorea, Rhabditida, Rhabditidae.
AUGCUCUCUGCGCUGCUAUUCUUGGCGUUCUUUUUGAACCCGAUGAUUUUGGCACUGCCUACUGUAGUCCAGACAUCUACAGUACCUCAAAAUUCGACAACUGCAAGGAGUACGGUACCGGGAAAAGUGAAUGAGGUGCGAGAUUUGAACAUUGAACAGAAAUUGCCGUUUUUGAGAGGUGAGUUGGAUUUUGGGCGGAAAAAUUAGGAGCAACUAAUAAAAAAUUUAAAAGUCAACAUUUUGGCUCCAACUAUAUUCACUCAGGAGCCAACAUCGAUCAACGUGCCGAAUUCUUCUCAAUAAUUCAAGACGAAAAGCUGUCAAAAUCCGAAAUUUGGCAAAAAAUCGAACAUUGGUCUCAAAAUCAAUCGGAAUCGAUUCAAAACGACAUUCUCGAAUUCCAUCAAAAACUCGCUGAACACGUGGAAACAUCGAAAAAUCGAGUGGAAAAAAUCACAAAGCAUUUGCCAGAAGCUCUGCUGAAAUUAUCUGAAAUCAUUCAAAAUGUUGAAAUAACACGAAUUCAGGAGAAGAAUCGAAUUGCGAAUUUGUAUAGUAGUUUGGAUGAGGAUAUUUCGAAGACUUUGCAAUUUAUUAUACAAUUAGUUAGUUAUCAACAAAAUGAGGGAAAACAAUUGGAAAGACGAUUGAAAUUGAGAAAAUUGAAAAAAGGUGGAAUUUGGACUGGAAGUGUACAAGCUACUAAUAUUAUUUGAUUCACUGAUUAUCGAUUUAUUUAUUGAUUUUUUAUAAAUUAUUCAAUUUUCGAUAUAUCCCUUGAAAAACCUGAAAAACUUGAAAAACCAAAAAAAAAAGAAAAUACGUGCGCGUCAAAUAAAAUGCACUGCUCAGCGAUUUGGGAUGAGAAACCGGCGACGAAAAUGGUCUUUUGAGAAACAAACGAUAAACCGGCGACGAACACGCGAUAAACUGAUUCGUCGCUGAUUCAUCGCGAAUUGUUCAGAAAAGAAAAUAGCGAGCGCUUGAUUGUUUUCAUCGCUAAUUCGUCGCCGAUUUCUCGCGAGUUCAUCACGUAAAAGUUUGACAACACUCCGACAACUAUGCUUAUUGUUUAGCAUUGCUUUCGCGCUCGAAAAAACAUGUUUUUUUCAAAAAUGAGCGAUGUUUUUUGAAGUUUCUUUUUGUUUUCGCCUGUUUUUCGUAUCAACCUUCAGUUGUAGCCUAUUUACGAAGUAUUUUCAGUAUGUUGUGAAUGAAGUUCUGCUUGUUGGCGCAUACAAAAUCAACUAGAAUGUAGGGAAUAACUAUUUUGCAAUAAAAAGUAAGGUGAGAUGAAUUGUUCACAUUUCGAAAUGAUUGUAAAAAUCUGGAUUAAUUUAGAUAGAUAUCAAUGAACCUGUCUUGUGA